AUGCUGGGACGUUCGAUUCUGCGCGUGUCCAACCGGACUACCGCACGCCAGUCCCUCGGGAAGACCACGCGUGCCGCUUCCACCGCCGCCGGCGAGGCCGCCUCCCCCUUCUCCCUCACAGUCACUGCUUCCCUCGCAACUGCCGCGGCUGCCGGUUCCGCCGCAUGGUACUUCCAUCUCUAUGGCCAGGAGGCCUUCGCCUCGACACCCGCUGAGGAGGGUCUCCACGCCACUCAGUACCCUUGGGUGCACGAGCGUUUUAACAAGACUUUCGACCACGCUGCUCUCCGCCGUGGUUUCCAGGUCUACCGUGAAGUUUGCGCCUCUUGCCACUCCCUCACCCGUGUUCCCUGGCGCUCUAUGGUCGGUACCAUGCACACCGUCGACGAGAUGAAGGCCAUGGCCGAAGACAACGAGUACGACACGGAGCCCAACGACCAGGGUGAGAUCGAGAAGCGCCCCGGAAAGCUCUUGAUCACCAAGGGCCGUCACGGUGGCUGCAACUACAUCUUCUCCCUGCUCACCGGUUACCCCGACGAGGCUCCCGCCGGUGCCUCCGUCGCCGAGGGCAUGAACUUCAACCCCUACUUCCCCGGUACCGGUAUUGCUAUGGGCCGUGUCCUCUUCGACGGUGUCGUUGAGUACGAGGAUGGCACCCCCGCCACCACCUCCCAGAUGGCCAAGGACGUUGUCGAGUUCCUCAACUGGUCCGCCGAGCCCGAGAUGGACGACCGCAAGAAGAUGGGUGUCAAGGCCGUCGCUCUCCUGACCGGUCUGUUCGCCAUCAGCGUCUGGGUCAAGCGCUACAAGUGGGCCCCUCUCAAGACCAGAAAGGUCGUGUACAGCCCUCCCAUCGGCCCCCGCCGCUAA
This is a messenger RNA of Penicillium antarcticum, 870 nucleotides long. RefSeq names its product ubiquinol--cytochrome-c reductase catalytic subunit CYT1. The transcript has 6 exons. Gene Ontology annotation, molecular function: electron transfer activity; heme binding. Lineage: Eukaryota; Fungi; Ascomycota; Eurotiomycetes; Eurotiales; Aspergillaceae. The record is from RefSeq and is a predicted model, not a curated record. Gene Ontology annotation, biological process: mitochondrial electron transport, ubiquinol to cytochrome c. Bases 1 to 870 code for a protein of 289 amino acids.